CCUGGACAGGUCACGUGGACUGAUGUUAUGCAAACCUUAAGUUCUUGUUGUUGGCUUUCCGCAUUUACUGCCGACUGUCACAGGGGGAAACAUGAAAAACAAGCUCGCCGAGGUAGAUUCACACGAGUCAAAAAGUAAAGUGAAGAAGAAAAGAGCUGCCGAGGACCCGCGUCCAACUCUCGCUAAGAAACUGCGAGACAAAAAAGAUGGAGAGACACGCGAAGCAGGGCUCAAGUCUGCAGGAGUGCAGCGGAAGACUGGGAGCAUCCUGCAUUAUAUUUAUAAAAGCACCUUGGGCCAAAGUCUGCACACUCACAUGAGACAGUGUCUCCAGGAGCCCUUCAUUCGUUCCCUGUCCUCCUAUCAUUUCCAUGGUUCCAGCAGCCUAUUUGACCGCAGAAUCACCUGCUUGGAGUGGCACCCAACCCACCCCACCACUCUGGCUGCAGCCUCCAAAGGUGGAGACAUUUUCCUGUUGGACUUUACCAACCCCACAAAUAAAACCUUUUACAAAGGGAAUGGAGCAGGGGACUCUAUUGGAGGGAUGAAGUUCUGUCCCACAGAUUUGUCCAAAGUGUAUUUGGCUUCUGGAGAAGGCACCCUCACCCUGAAGAGCUUUGAGGGCCACGCACCCACUCUGCUGUCCAGAACUGCAGACUGUGACCACAAUCACCACGAUGUUUGCUUUUGGUACUGUUGUGUUGACGUGUCUGUGAGUCGACAGAUGCUCGUCACCGGAGACAACAUGGGACAACUUGUUCUUCUUGGUUUGGAUGGCCAAAAGAUUUUCAGAGAGAAGUUGCACAAAGCCAAAGUAACGCACGCAGAGUUUAACCCUCGAUGCGACUGGUUGCUGGCGACGGCCUCUGUGGACCACACAGUGAAGCUCUGGGACCUCAGGAACCUCAAAGACAAGAAAAGCUUCCUUCAUGAACUACCUCAUGAGAAAGCUGUCAACUCAGCCUAUUUCAACCCGUCGGACUGCUCCAAGCUGCUCACCACAGAUCAGUACGACCAGAUUCGUGUUUAUGCUUCGUGUGACUGGACCAAGCCUCAACAGAUCAUCCAGCACCCACACAGACAGUUCCAGCACCUCACACCCAUCAAAGCCACGUGGCAUCCCAUGUAUGAUCUGAUUGUGGCUGGGCGCUACCCUGAUGAUCGUUUCUGCACCACCGAUGAGAGAACCAUCGACAUCUUUGACUCCAACACUGGGGAGCUUGUGUUUCAGCUGUAUGAUUCCACCGCCACAGGGAUAAAGUCUAUCAACAAAUUUAGCCCAAUGGGUGACCGGAUUGGAUCUGGCAUGGGUUUGACACUGCUGGUCUGGGACCACGACGAGUCGCUGGUCGACGAUCGGGACAAACCGCACGAAGAAACGCCGACUUCGUCUGGUUCGUUGAGGGGCCAGCGGAGGAGUCUGCAGCGCUCCAGCAGGGACCGGAAGGGUUCGGCUGGAGAUGCAAAGCUCAAGAAAAAACUUGCUGCCCUUGAAGAAACGGAGACCAAAACCAAGACUAAACAAAAACAAGCUCAGACGAAGAAGAAGAAGUAA
Nematolebias whitei (Rio pearlfish) is the source of this 1555-nucleotide messenger RNA. It is a transcript of the gene ddb2, whose product is annotated as damage-specific DNA binding protein 2. The transcript is spliced from 11 exons. NCBI's taxonomy places the organism in Eukaryota, Metazoa, Chordata, Actinopteri, Cyprinodontiformes, Rivulidae. Bases 92 to 1555 code for a protein of 487 amino acids. The record is from RefSeq and is a predicted model, not a curated record. Gene Ontology annotation, cellular component: Cul4-RING E3 ubiquitin ligase complex; nucleus. Gene Ontology annotation, molecular function: protein binding; damaged DNA binding. Gene Ontology annotation, biological process: DNA repair; response to UV.